Fomitopsis serialis is the source of this 505-nucleotide messenger RNA. RefSeq lists its product as uncharacterized. The transcript is spliced from 3 exons. The record is from RefSeq and is a predicted model, not a curated record. NCBI's taxonomy places the organism in Eukaryota, Fungi, Basidiomycota, Agaricomycetes, Polyporales, Fomitopsidaceae. The coding region runs from base 86 to 370 and encodes 94 amino acids.
GAUCAUUCACAAUCUCCACCGACGAGUUCAAGCUGAUGCAUGAUGUAGUCCGCAAGGCCGGUCAGGGGCGCUGCAUAACACCAGCAUGAAGUCGUGCUCUUGGGCUACUCUACUACAACUUGCGUUGCAGGCUUCACGAAUUAUUUUCCCAGUGUAUUGGGCUUUCCUCGAGCUUUCGUCCUUCCGGAGCGAUCGUUGCGAUAGUGUAACGCAUCGGCCUUGGAGAAGUUCCUUAAUUCAAUCAAUCAGUUUCCUUGGAAGUUCGGCUGGAGUUCUCGGGCUUGGAGACUGCACCUCAGCUCUGAGUUGCUUCAACAUAUGGGCAUCGAGACGGUUGCAACAAACUGUUCGAUAUGGUAUAUCAAGAUAACCGAUCCACCAACUCAAGUCUGAACCACGUACAUUUCCAGUUCUCUGUAUCAACCGGCGAGUGCGUUGUCAAAACAGAUGUUGUCGUCUGCUGAUACGCACCUGGAUCCUGGGCACCUCAGCAGGUCACCCCAUA